Molecule: messenger RNA, 2172 nt
Organism: Adineta steineri
Lineage: Eukaryota; Metazoa; Rotifera; Eurotatoria; Adinetida; Adinetidae
Source: the annotation of a GenBank genome assembly
AUGUUUCAUACAUCGUCUGCCUCAAAUUCAUUAAAUUUACCAUCACCACAUUUACAAAAUGCUUUAAAUCAUCAUUUAUAUAUAACAAUAACCAAUGAUUCAUCAUUAUCUGUUCUGUGUUAUGAUACAGUUCUAUGUUAUUUAUCAAAUGUUAUUGAUCAUGGAUCUAUCAAUGAAAUUGAGUGCAAUUUAAAACGUUAUUUUACAUGUGAACAAUUAGAACAAGCGUAUUAUAAUCUACAAAAUUCUCUUCAUUAUUCUCUUUCAAUAUUAAAUUCUAAUAUUGAUAAUCAUAUUAUAGAAAUUUUUGAACAAUGUAUAAAUAAUUUAAUUAAUUCUUCAUGUUUAUUAUUAACUAUUGAAACAAUUUAUUCAAAGAAAUUAUUUUCAUACUUACCAAUAUUUGUUACAAAUGAUUGGAUUAAUAUGAUACGUAAUAUACAAGAUCUUGAAAAAAUAGAUGUACCAUCCUCAUCAUCACCAACAACAUCAACAGUUAAUCAUUUACAAGAACAAAUGAUAACUUUAAAAGAAAAUCUUUCUUCAUUAAAUCAAUUAGUUGAUAAUAUUAAAAAUCUUCCAUCAUCAACAUCAUUACCAAUUGAUUCAUCAACAAUAACUGAUCAAUGUUGUCUACGUACAUAUUGUCAACAUACAUCAAAUCAACGUUUAACAUCGCUGAUUGAUACACCAUCAUCAUCUUGGUCAUCAUUAGAUUUCGAAAAAAGUUCAAUUACAACAUUUAAUCGACAAAUUCCAGGUUUUAUUCGUAAUCCAGUAUCAAAUUUUUUAAUGCCAACAAUACCAACAAUGAAUGAAAAUAUAUCAUCAUCAAUGGUAUCAAUGGAUGAUAAUACAAGUAGUGAUGAUGAACAAUUAAUAACAUCACAAACUGGUUCAAUUGUUGUUAUACGAGAUGAUGAUUUAUGGAUUUAUCCAGUAGGUGUUGAUGUAAAAAAAUCGAAAUCAAAAUUUCAAGAAUAUAAUCGUUCACAAUCAUUAUUUGAUUCAAUGAAUGAAAUAAAUAAUCUAUCUAAUCGAAGAAAAAGUUUUGAUGAUGAAGAUCUUACACGACAUAAUCAAGAAAAAGUUCAAACACAAUUUAAAAAACAUAAGAAAGGAAAAGUUUCAGUAGAAGAAACACCUUGGUUUCCACGUCGAAUUGCUGAUCUAGAUCGAUGUUCAGUAAAAGUUCUUCUAUAUGGUGCUGAUCUUGAUGCAGAUCAUCCAGGUUUUACUGAUCAAGCUUAUCGUGCACGUCGAAUGUAUUUUCAUGAUUUAGCUAUUGAAUAUAAACAUGGAGACCCAAUUCCACGUGUUGAAUAUACGCAAGAAGAAACAGAAACAUGGGGUGUCGUAUUUCGAAAUUUAAAUAAAUUAUAUCCAACACAUGCAUGUAAUGAAUAUUUGGCUAAUUGGCCCUUAUUAAGAGAAAAAUGUGGUUUUAGAGAAGAUAAUAUUCCACAAUUAGAAGAUAUAUCACGUUUUCUUCGAGAACGAACUGGUUUUAGAUUACGUCCUGUUGCAGGUUAUCUAUCACCAAGAGAUUUUUUAUAUGGUUUAGCAUUUCGAGUUUUUCAUUGUACACAAUACAUACGACAUUCAUCAAACCCAUCAUAUACUCCUGAGCCUGAUUGUUGUCAUGAAUUACUCGGUCAUAUUCCACUAUUAGCAGAUCCAAAUUUUGCACAAUUUUCACACGAAAUUGGUCUUGCUGCUAUUGGUGCAUCAGAAGAAGAUAUUAAUCGAUUAGCAACAUGUUAUUUUUUUACAAUUGAAUUUGGUCUAUGUCGUCAAAAUGAGGGUCUUCGUGCAUAUGGUGCUGGUUUACUUUCGUCAUGUUCGGAAUUACAACAUGCAAUAAGUGAUAAAGCGAAAAAAUUAUCAUUUGAUCCUGAAAUUGUCUGUAAAACAACAUGUUUAAUAACAACUUAUCAAGAUCAAUAUUUUGUUUCGGCUAGUUUUGUUGAAGCAAAAGAAAAAAUGAGAGAAUUUGCUUCUACAAUUAAACGUCCAUUUGCUGUUCGUUAUAAUCCAUAUAAUCAAAAUAUUGAAAUUAUUUCAAAUACACAACAUGUUACACAAAUAAUAUCUGAUCUUAAAGGUGAUAUAUGUAUUAUAUUUGAUGCAUUAAAAAAACUUCAAAGUGGUAUUACAACUAAUAUGAAAUAA